Mya arenaria is the source of this 3493-nucleotide messenger RNA. Its product is annotated as polypeptide N-acetylgalactosaminyltransferase 11-like. Bases 337 to 2199 code for a protein of 620 amino acids. The transcript is spliced from 12 exons. Gene Ontology annotation, biological process: regulation of Notch signaling pathway. NCBI's taxonomy places the organism in Eukaryota, Metazoa, Mollusca, Bivalvia, Myida, Myidae. The record is from RefSeq and is a predicted model, not a curated record. Gene Ontology annotation, cellular component: Golgi apparatus. Gene Ontology annotation, molecular function: Notch binding.
UGCUACCAAGUUAGCUAGAAAACAAUAACAAACGGAACUAUAUAUCUAUUUAGAGGAAAAUGUCAUCUUAAAAAGACCCUUAUGUUGUAAAACUUUGUGAGUGAAUGUGAUUAUCUUAAAGCAAAUGGGAAAAAAUAACUCGAAGGGGUUGUUUGCUUUGAUAUUGAUGAAUGUAAUACAUUUUCGCGACAACUCUUUUUCAGAACAUACGCACCAUAAUGCAUAAAAACGAUUGCAGCUUAACGCCGACGAAUUUGUUAUUGAGCGUUGAACUAAAGCAAACAUUAAUGAGUUUGAAUUACUUUUACUUCUGAACAGGUCUUUUUCUUUGUACGAAUGGAAACUUCUUUAAAAAUGCAGCUCCUAUCAAUGAAACGAGGACAGUUAUUGUGUAUUGUCAUGAUUCCAUUUGUUUUCAUUUUGACAGUUGUAAUAUUGAACACCAAAUUGAUUCUUAGCUCAAACACAGAUGUCAAAAAUCAAAGGAGGAUGAGAUUAAUUGCUACUUAUGGCGAAAAAAUUAAUGCACCUAGAUUUACACCUGAAAAGCUUUGGAAAUCAAAGCCAAUCGAUUUAUUCUAUGAUGCUGAUGAAUUAUUCACGUUAGGAGCAGUGACUAAUGAGCAAGACCAAAAGAAGAAAGAGAAAGGCGAAAGUCUGUAUGCCUUCAACGAGUUCUUGAGCAGUCGUUUGAGCCUAAACAGACAAGUUCUAGACACCAGAAAUCCUCGUUGCGAGAAGGAAGAAUACCGGUCAGACCUGCCGAGGGCCAGUGUGGUCAUCUGUUUCUACAAUGAGGCUUGGUCAACGCUUCUCCGGACUGUCCACUCUGUUCUCAACAGGACUCCCGCCAGUCUCCUGCAUGAGAUUGUCCUGGUAGAUGAUGGCAGUGACUUAAGACUGACUCACCUCCAUUCACAAUUGGCAGAAUACCUCUGGCACCUUCACCCAAACAUCACUCUCGUACGAACACCAAAGAGGGAGGGGCUUAUAAGGGCCCGGAUAUAUGGAGCCCAUGUAGCUUCCGGCGAGGUGCUGGUAUUUCUAGACAGUCAUUGCGAGGUCAACGUCCAGUGGCUUGAGCCUCUACUGACCACAGUGGCUGCAUAUAAGAAACCCACCAUCGCUAUACCGGUCAUCGACAUGAUCAAUCCAGGAACAUUUGAGUACAAGCCAUCGCCGCUGGUCAAGGGUGGCUUCAACUGGGGAAUGAAUUUCAAAUGGGAGGAUCUGCCUCCGAGCUACUUUCAAUCAAAUGUUAGCAAAAUAGCUCCAAUUGAGACCGCAACAAUGGCUGGCGGGCUAUUUGCAGUAAGACGGCAAGAUUUUCGCAAUAUGGGCGAGUAUGACCCUCACCUUGAUACAUGGGGCGGAGAAAACCUGGAAAUCUCAUUUAGGUUCUGGCAGUGUGGGGGUCAGUUACAAAUAGUUCCUUGUUCUCGUGUUGGACACAUUUUCCGGCAACGUCGUCCGUACGGUUCUCCUAAUGGGGAGGAUUCCGCAUUGAGAAACGCUGUCCGGGUGGCAAAAGUUUGGAUGGAUGAUUACAUUCAAUAUUUCUACCAGACCCAGCCUGCAGCCCCUAGUGUCACUAACUAUGGUGACAUAAGUGACCGUGUUGCCCUUAGAGAGAGGCUCAAGUGUAAACCAUUCAGUUGGUACAUGAGAAAUAUCUACCCCGAACAGGGAUCAGUAAAUGAACACAGAAAGGAACCAGUCUAUGUGAAACAGGGACCAGUAAAACUCAAUAAAAUAUUGGGUUGCAUCAGCUAUAUGAGAAGUUAUGUUUGUAUUUUGUCCUUCCAGAUUGUUCAUGAAGCAUCAAGCCUGUGUAUUGUACCUGAGAAUGGGGAAGCAAAGAAGGAUGUCAGAGUGAUACUGGCUCCCUGCACAGGCAAGGCUGAUCAGGUCUGGCACGAGACGGAAGACCAAGAGCUGAUGCUCACAUCGCGAUUAUGUCUUGACGUGUCUGAUAAGGACACAAUACAGGGAAGGGCCAAGCUGGGCAAGUGCCAUGGAGAAAAGAGGAACCAGGCCUGGGUCUGGUCCAUUAAGAACAUGGUGUUCCAGCUAUACAACCCUACCAGUGGUAAAUGCCUGACCCCCUCAGGAUCUCCAGAAGGGGGUGGGGCUCAAUACCUUACCGUACAGAUCUGCUCAACAAACAAAAAGUCACAAUUCAAAAUGAAGGAGAGAUAACAGGGAGGGAGUCCGUUUUUAGUUAAACUGUGUGUCGGGGAGGCUGGGAAGAAUACUUCACAGACUUCCAGUGGUAAAACUAGCACAAGCCCGAAAGCCCUGCACUGGUUUUCAGCAUUGCUCAAAUUCUGAUUUAUAUAGCAGAGCUAGAAAGUGAUGCCAAGCACUAGUGUAAGAAUUUGGGCUUAACCAUCAACAGUAUAGUUUUGAUGACUGCUUAUUCGGAUUAAGAUUCAAUUUGACAAAAUGUGUUCAUCAUGUUAAAUCUAUCAUAGUACGUUAUAUAUCAUAAUUUCAUAAAUAUAUAUAUACCCAGGCAGACUGUGAUAAUUGUACCCGUUCAGUAAGCAUGAACUACUCAAGGGUUGUCUCUAUUUUCUCAGAAAUUCUCCCAUGUUAAAGUUUUAUGAUCUGAUUCGAUUUCCAUGGGCAGAGAGUACCAUGUAGUGCUAUGUGAAUGUCUUCCAAAUCUCUCUGUUUACAUACUGUUGCAUAUGUUUUACAGCGAUAGCAAAUAAAUUGAAGCGCUGUUAAAUAAAUUGCUAUGCAACUUUCCUCAAUUCAUGACUACACAGACAUUGUUGGUGCUCUUUGCUAACAUACUGUUGAAUAGAAGUUUGUAUUGCAGCGAUUGUAGCAAACAAUCUAAACAAUUUUAUUGGACUGUUUGAAAGCCAACUAGACUGUAAAAUGUCGGGUUUUGUUACAGAUAAUCCUCUGAACAAACUGUUUUCAAUAUGCAGUUCAUAUGGCCAUAGAGUGACAGAACAAUAUGCAAUUUACAUGUAAUCAUGUCAUGUAUAUGAUGCUAAAUGCAACGCACAUGUAAUCAUAUAUGUAUUUGCCAUUAGUUCAUUGUAAAUAUCAGUAUGCGAAUGGAAAUGUUGUUACAUGUAUUUGGUUUAACACAAUCUAUCGUUAUGGAAUUUUAUACAUAGUAAAUUGAAUCUUUGAUGGUUAAUGUUGCAUUUUUUUUAAUCUGGAACACAAAAGUUAUUGAUAGUCUGACAUUGUUGCUUUUACUGGAAAAUUUUGAAUCAAUUUUCAUUUCUUUGGAUAUCGAGUAUAUUUUCCAAAUGUUUUACAAUUUAUAUCACUGACUAGGGCUGUAUUAAAAUUACAUUGAUGUCUAUAUUUUUAUGCAUAUUAACAUUCCAUAAUACAUUACUUUUACCAUGGUGCAAAGCACAUCUUGGUUUUUUCAUGAUUCAUUAGCAUGUAUAUAAUAUUUGUUAUGGUAUAACAUUGAAUGUUCCAUAUAAAAUAUAUGCAGGGAAAUAAAACCUUUAAAAUA